Molecule: messenger RNA, 513 nt
Organism: Lagenorhynchus albirostris (white-beaked dolphin)
Lineage: Eukaryota; Metazoa; Chordata; Mammalia; Artiodactyla; Delphinidae
Gene: ANKRD66
Product: ankyrin repeat domain 66
Exons: 3
Coding region: 1-513 (170 amino acids)
Source: RefSeq, a predicted model, not a curated record
AUGGAAUUGACCGAACUGUCCGACAUGACAAAACUCCACCAAGCUGUAGCUGCUGGGGACUACAAUUCAGUGAAAAAGAUUUUGAAGAAAAGUUUCUGUGGCCCAGACUACAAGGAAGUGGACUGGAAUGACCGAACCCCACUUCACUGGGCUACGAUCAAGGCAAGCCUGGCUGCAGAGACAUCAGUUGGGAGAAUUUUCCAGUACAAAGUGAUGGGAGCUAUGCUAAAGCACCUGUCAGUGAACAUUUGCUAUGCGCUGGGCUGUGUACGCUACACCUGUGAUUCUUUUGUGCUUCACAAGAACUCAGUAAGGGCUGAGCCCCAGUGCUGGGACCACCGCCAGGCCACCAAGCAGAAGGGGCUGCAGCUUGAUCAGCGGGAUGAAGACUGGGAUGCCAACAAGAGGGAGUUGGAGCUGUCUCUUCCUUCCUCAAAGCAAAACACUAAUAAGAAAAAGAAUAAGACUCGAGGCCCCACCAGGCUCAGCAAUACCAAGGACAGGAGAGUGUGA